Messenger RNA from Nelumbo nucifera (sacred lotus), 2482 nucleotides. Its product is annotated as protein IQ-domain 26-like. The record is from RefSeq and is a predicted model, not a curated record. Gene Ontology annotation, molecular function: protein binding. NCBI's taxonomy places the organism in Eukaryota, Viridiplantae, Streptophyta, Magnoliopsida, Proteales, Nelumbonaceae.
UAAGCUUCGGUGCAGAGAUUCUCGUGCAGAGAGAGAGAGAGAGCGGCAGAAAUACUAAACGAAUCAUCGAAGAGCAGUGAAAAAUCACUGAAAUCGCAGUAAGAUACGGUAAGCAAUAGACAGAUUUUCUCCAACCUAAAAGAGAGAAAGAAGUUGCAGGCGUUGAUAAAUCAUUAGGGUCAGAGAAGAAAGGAAACGCCCUCUUAUUGGCUGGGUUCUAAUGGAGGUUCAGAAAUACAGUAGAGCUCUGUUCUGAUACCCAUUUCUCCGUUUGAUAUUUGGGCUCUUCUAAAGAGUUGGAAAGCAAGUAAAAAGAGUUGCAGAAAGAAACACGAGGACAAAAGGGUAAAUUUGUUAUUCUUUUGCAUGCGUUAAAGAAGAAAGAACUGUUCCAGACCUCACAGAAAAUAGAAAAAAAAAAAAAAAAACUGAAGAGAUUCACGAGAUUGUCAGCUGCUGAGAACGCUGAGGUAUCUUUCUUUUUUGAGGACACGUCGCUCCAGAAAGUUUUAGUGUGAUAAAGUAAUAUACAGAGGGAGAGAGAGUGAGAGAGAAAGUGAAGAAGGGCUCGUUGAAGUUAAUAUCUUCCUCCAUAUUUGUUCAGUUCUUUUUAUUAUCGAUCUGAAUAUGGGGAGAGCGACGAGAUGGUUGAGGGGUUUGUUGGGGAUGAAGAAAGAUAAGGAACAGAAGGAGAAUUCUGGCUCCACCGACCGGAAAGAUAAGAGAAGAUGGAGUUUUGGCAAGUCAGGGAGGGAUUCGGGGGGAAUGGGUCAGAUCUCGUCUAGCAUUCCGGCUAGCAUAAGUCAAGCGGAUGCUGCUUGGUUGAGGUCUUAUUACACCGAGACUGAGAAGGAUCAGAACAAGCACGCAAUUGCGGUGGCUGCGGCCACGGCAGCCGCAGCUGAUGCUGCCGUUGCAGCUGCGCAGGCGGCGGUGGCCGUUGUGAGGCUUACAAGCCAGGGCAGAGGGACAAUGUUUGGUGGUGGGCGGGAAAAGUGGGCCGCGAUAAAGAUCCAGACUGUUUUCCGGGGAUAUUUGGCAAAAAAAGCUCUUCGAGCUCUGAAGGGACUAGUAAAGUUGCAGGCUCUUGUUAGAGGUUAUCUGGUGCGUAAGCAAGCCACUGCAACUCUUCACAGUAUGCAAGCUCUCAUAAGAGCCCAGGCCACCGUCCGAGCCCAGAAAUCUCGUGCUGUCGUCAACAAAGAGCACAGAUACCCCCCGCGUAAAUCCAUUGAAAGAUUCGACGAAACCAGAAGCGAGCACACAGCGUCCAUUCACAGUCGGAGGCUAUCGGCAUCCAUUGAGACUGCAAUUAACACCUUUGAAGAGAGUCCUAAAAUCGUUGAGAUCGAUACUGGAAGACCCAAGUCGAGAUCUCGUAGAACAAACACCUCAAUGUCGGAAUGCGGAGAAGACCCACCUUACCUAACGAUUUCUUCUCCUUUGCCGUGCCAAAUUCCUGCUCGUCUGUCCAUUCCAGAUUGCCGCAAUUUUCAAGACUUGGACUGGGGCUUCACCGGAGAUGAGUGCAGGUUCUCUACAGCACAAAGCACCCCUCGGUUUGUAAAUUCAGGUGGGUCGAAUGCACCCGUCACACCCGCGAAGAGCGUGUGUGCCGACAGCUUCUUCCGGCGUUAUUCGAAUUUCCCGAAUUACAUGGCUAAUACACAAUCGUUCAAAGCAAAAGUUAGGUCACACAGUGCUCCAAAGCAGAGGCCAGAGCCGAGUCCCAGGAAAAGGCUCUCACUGAACGAAAUGGUGGAAUCAAGGGCUAGUCUGAGUGGAGUUCGAAUGCAGCGCUCCUGCUCUCAAGCUCAGGAAGCAAUCAAUUUUAAGAAUGCCGUAGUGGGCAGGCUCGAUAGAUCUGCCGAGUUUGUUAGAGAAACAGAGAGAGAUUAUUACUUGCAAAGGAGAUGGUAAAUUAAAGAUGAGUUGCGUUGUCCAGUUUCUUUAUCUCAGUGUAACCAAUAGGAUUAUAACACACAACGUGUUGCGUGUAAAUUCACAAUCAAGAUCUGAUUUGAAUUUUCUUGGGAUGAUAAUUUUGUUUACAGAACAAUGACGUUUCGAUUAAAAGAAACGAAGAGGAAACUUCACUUUGAUCUUGUGAAUUGCUAUCAACUCUCCGGCCGGUCCGUCCCCAUUUGGGUAUCGUUUAAAACAAUACUGGAACUGUUUGUUUCGAAUUCAAGUGUGAAGAUCAUGGCCAUAUUGACUUAGUGGCAGGAACUGUGUUGGAUUGUUAGACUUAACAUUACGUUAUGUCAUGGAGGGGGAUGUUGGGGAGUAAGCUUUACGCUGUUUAAAAAUUCCACAGCCAGUUGUCUCUCGUAUACAUUUAAAAGUAGCCGUCGGUAUGGAAUAAAGGAAAAUAAAAGGAGGCCCUACUUCUAAUAUGAAAAGAUGGGUGGGUCCUCUUUGAUCCUUGUUUAGAAUUAAGAAUUUUUUCCAUCCAUAAUGAUUAGAAGAGGGUUUGGUUUUU